Rotaria socialis is the source of this 5175-nucleotide messenger RNA. The record is from the annotation of a GenBank genome assembly. NCBI's taxonomy places the organism in Eukaryota, Metazoa, Rotifera, Eurotatoria, Philodinida, Philodinidae.
AUGGAAUCAGUACAAUCAAUUAAAUAUUGUAUCAGACCCGCUAGAUUUGUGCCAAUUCAACGAAAUUAUUCUCUCGGUUGUUUGAAUAGAGGUAUAUUGAUAUCAUUCGAUGUUUUGAAACAGUAUAAUAUUACUACACAACAACUAUUGCGAUGGCGCUCUGGUGUGAGUGCGAUUGAUCGGUAUCGUGCUUAUCUUGCAAACCAUCCAUUAGGAACUAACGAAGAAACAGAACAUUUUAUUUGUAAUUGUACAAAUAUGAGAACUUUUGGUGUCUUAUGUGAAUAUCAAUUUUCACAAGUCAGUUUCGAAGCAACAAUUCUCUCGCAGUAUACACAGAAACUAAGAUAUCCACUGGGUAGUCAACUGUUCGGUACUACAACGUGUUAUAAAACGUCAUUUCCAUGUGAUUAUGGAAAAGUCUGUCUUGAUUGGCGAAAUAUUUGUGAUGGAAACCAACACUGUGUGGAUGGAACCGACGAAGACUUCUGUGAACAUUCGUUAUUGAACGAGUGCAAUCAAGAGAGCGAAUAUCUUUGCAAAAAUGGAAUGUGUAUUGAUGAAGAAUACUUUCUCGAUGGAGAUAUCGAUUGUCAAGAUCAAUCAGAUGAACAACGUCUUUCAAUUUAUGCUCUUACAACCUUAUGCUUCGCUCGGCCCAAACUGGAUUGCGAUGAGAGAAUAUCAGAUAGUAAAAGACUCAUUUCUUGUGGUGAUGGAUCACACGUAUCUGUUGAACAACAAUAUCGAGAAGUGCCAAUGGUCAAUGUUUUUGAUACUUGCUACACAUUUCGAGAGAGACAAUGGAAAUGUGAACUGAAUAAUCGAGAGAUCAUGUGGACAAAUCCAGCGAAUGGCCAUUGUUUAGACUAUGUUGAUAACACCCACAAACGUAAUCGUUGUCGUGCUUAUUUCUAUCUUUACUGUGGUUCAAAUAAUGUCUCACUAUUUGCUUAUCUAUCUGGACGUAUAUUCACGCCAUUUGUUGAGACUUAUUAUAAAAGCGAUACGCACAAUUUUGAUGGCAAUGUAUGGCCAGAUGUUUUUAUUUUCACUCGUAGUAUUAAAUGUAAUAGUGAAAUACGAGCAACGCCGAAUAUAACAAACCAGAACGAUUGGCUCUACGAUGAAUAUGUAGUAACCCAAUCUGCAAAAGUAUAUAGUGCGCAUCCCUUAGAAGUGCUUUUGUGUCAGAGGUAUGCAUCGAUCAAUGCAAAUAAAACGAACUAUGGAAAUUGUUGGAAUGACUCGUAUCCCAAUCAAGCCAAGCAUUGUCCAGAUUCAAUACCAUAUGGUUGUAUCUCAAAAUAUCAUGUCAAAGAUGGCUCUCGUGAUUGUACACGUGCGGGUGAUGAGACAAUAUAUAAUUGGUUUGAAGAUUGUUCAUCAAUUCAGAAACAUCGUUUUCGAUGUUCAAAAACUGAACAAACUUGUUUGACAGCCUUGUCAAUUGGAGAUAAUCGUGUCGAUUGUAAGGAAAAUAAUCACGACGAAUAUUCUCAAGAUCACAAUCUUGAACUAAAACACCUCAAAUGUGUUAGUGGAGAUUCUGCCGAUUGUAUAUUUCUUCGUCAAUACAUUGCGGAAUCGCCGAUCUUAGACACAAACACCACCGAAUUGGUCGAUAACUUGAUCACAUUCUGGAAACAUUGUGAUUCUUAUUGGGAAAAGAGUUAUGGUGCCGAUGAAAUUGACUGUCAUCAAUGGAGAUGUCCAUUACAUUACUCCUCCCGACGAUUUUAUCAAUGUCGAACAGGUCAAUGUAUUGUCGAAAAUCUGUUGUGCAAUGGGGAGUGGGAUUGCUCAGAUGGAUCUGAUGAAGAAGGCAUUCAGUUAUUAACAGAGCACACUAUCGGUGAACAUAAUUUGAAAUUAUUUCAGCUACUAGGAACAAAUUUAACCGCGCAGAAAUGUCAGUGUUUGAAAGUGAAUUCAGAACACCCAUUCAUGCAAUUUUGUGAUAUCAAAACUGAAUAUCCUUGUCUGUUGGCGAAUGUAGAUGAUGCAUUGAACUUUGACUUAAAUCGACCAUGCAUUAAUUUAACGCAACUGGGUGAUGGUCGUGUAGACUGUUAUGGCGGAUUAGAUGAACGAAAUAUAUUGAAUUGUUCGUCGCACGAACAGCUGGGUUUUGGAUUUAAAUGUAAUAUCAAUGAUAGAUGUAUUCUACGAAGAAAACAAUGUACCUCUGCUAAUCGAUGCUUUAAUGGUAACGAUCGUCUGCUAUGUAUCUAUUUGUAUAAUAACUCAAAUGCGAAAUGCAAUGGUCAGCAGUCAACCGCGACCGUAAAAGAUGUUCAUUGUCUUAAUGGAAGCUGUUUACUAAAUUCCAGAUGUAAUGGCUUGGCAGAAUGCCCAUUCGGAGAAGAUGAAUACUAUUGUGCAACUGGAAGUUCCUUUGCAACAGGAACUUAUCGACCGCGCAUCAAGGAGUCUUAUUUUCCUUCAAUGAAAAUACAACUACCAAAUUAUUCUCCAUCUUCUUUCCUAGUAAAUAAAUCCGAUGAAAACAAUGACAAGAACAAGACGUUAAAACCACAGACAUCAAUGACUGCUAUUCAAGAUCAAAGUUCGUCCACAAGAUCAUCUCGACAAAAAAUGGCUCACCAGCAUUCUGAGGAAGGUUGGAUAUGUAAUCGUGGAGUUGCCGGGAUUAAAAAAUUGUUUGGUGAAAGCCAGUUAACUGUACAAUGCUUUUGCCCACCAAGUUAUUACGGCGAUCGGUGUGAAUUCAUGAGUGACCGACUAACAGUGUUUAUUCGCUUUGAAAAUCAGAGUAAUGCUUUGUCAAAAGGUAUCAUCAAAAUAUUAGCUCUACUCGUUGUUAUCAUCAAUGAUACAGCAACAGUUCUUGAUCGCCAUGAAGUUCAUUUUACAUCAGCACUUGACAAUUUUAAAGAGAAACAGAAAUUCUACUUGGUUUAUCCUCGACCUCAUCAAUUACGAUCAAAUACACAUCAUUAUACAGUUCGUUUUGAAGCAUAUCAAUUGAAUGAAGAUGAGAGUAUUGAAUUUCUAGCUGUUUGUAUCUAUCCAGUUCCAUUUAAUUUUUUACCAUCACAACGUCUCGCUAAAGUAUUAAAAUAUAUUCAACAACCACAACUCGAAUCAAAUCAUACGUGCUUGUCAAAAACCAAUCCAUGUUUGAAUGAAGGCAGGCGUCAUCCAAUUAUGAAUAAGUUGAGCGACAUUCAUUCAUAUUGGUGUGAAUGUAGAAACAGUUCAUACGGUUCUCAUUGUGAAUUCAAAGAUGAAUCUUGUUUUAUCAGUUCAACAAAACUCAACUAUUGUUCUCCUAUGGCAUUGUGCCGUCCGCAAUAUGAUCAUUAUGGACAGAAGCCACUAUGCAUAUGUUCAAUGAAUUCAUAUGGUCCACAUUGUUUUAUUGAUCGACAAUGUCAGAUGAAAAACAAUCAAAAUCCAUGUCAAAAUGGUGGAAUAUGCUUCACCAAAUAUCAACAUCAUAAUUUGAUUGAUGCUUACAUGUGCCAAUGUCCAAAAUAUUAUUUUGGUCCAAUAUGCCAAUAUCGUUCAGGUGCAAUCGAAAUUACCUAUGAUUCUGAAAAUCGGUCCGUCACUUUGUCUGGUGACCAAAUUACUGCAACAGUAAUACAGUUAUUCGAUAUUAAUACUCGUGGAGAAUUGAACUUAAAAAAGCAAGUCCUUUAUAAAGAUAGUUUACCUUCACAUUUAAUAGUUACUUCUGAGAGCAUAAUUCAUCCAGUGUUUGGUUUAAUUAAAUUAUAUACCAAUCAAUCAAUAAUUCAGUAUCAUCUAUUAUAUACUAGUUCAAUUGCCGGAUCGUCAUUGAAUCUGACUCUCAACUUUAAGAAAGAGAACCAUUGUCCACAUUCACAUGACAUCUUCAAUUUGCGUAAUGAAACAUAUCAAAUUCGGAAUGUUGUCGCCAAGUAUCACACUUUAUGUAACAAGACUACGUCUAAAGGUUCACCAUUAUUAUGUUUUGUUGAUGAUGAUUAUUUCUGUCUAUGUGAUAUAAACAAUAUUGCUCAGUGUUUUCCUUAUAAUAAAAAAUUCGAUCAAUGUAAACAAUGUUUGGCACAAGGUCGAUGUAUCAAAGGUGAUAUAGAUACACCAAGUGAUUAUUUAUUUCAAAGCAAAGCAGAAGUAUUAGCAGUAGUGAAUGUGGUCCAAACAGCAAAUUUAAGAAGUGAAGUAAAAACGAUUCAAAAUGUGCUUAGAAACGUGGAUCAAGCAACACUGAGUAAUCAGGCACAAAUUCUACAUCUCAGUGAGGGCCAACUCAAGUUGGCACUCGAACUAAAUAACACGCAAGUCGCCUUAAACAAAACUAUUGCACUAGUUAACGAACAUGCUAGUAUUGUCAGACAACAGGAAGACGCUUUACGAUUAGUUCUAUCACAAACAGUCUUCCUGAGCACCCGACUAGCAUCGGUAGUGCACUCAAUAGAAACAUAUUUUAUUCAUACAUCAAUUGAAAAAAUAUUAUCCAAUGAACUAAAUUUACUUUUCGUACACCGACAAGAUAUAUCGAAAGUAGUGGAUUCGGUAUUACAGACAAUGGAUAUUACCGGUGAUGAAAUCGGAAGUUCAUUGCCCACAAUAGAAAUAAUCACUCAACUGCUCGUUCGACAGCAAAUAGAUUUCGUACAAACAACAACGGCGGAAUCCGCGGACGAUACUUCGCUAAUUGGAAAGUUAAUGUUUACGUCGUUUUCCGCGGCACCUAAUAAAAAUCAAGCGCCGUUCGCGGUAUACGAAUUAAUACCAAUACCAUUUAACCAAAAUAACAAGCGCUUACGACUAGCGCAAAUGCCAGCAUACCCGGGAAUUAAUUCCAAAUCACACCAACUCGUUCGUUGGUCCAAAGAGGAAGCGGCAGCUUGUGAUUUUUUGCAAAUGACGACUUGCCGAGAAUCUCCAGUGAGGCGGAAGGAAACCCAAAAUGAUUGUAUUUAUCAACUACUGACCGACGCAAAAUUAGAAGAUUGCCGGGUGGAAUACUUUGCUGGCAAAUUGUUCGUGCAUCGCGUCGGGCAAUAUUGGGCCAUAUCUACUAUCAAUGCCACCAAAUGCCACACGGUUGCAACACCAGAAAUAGAACAACACUUACUUCACGGGAAUGAAGAAAUUACUAUAUCGUCAAUGGCUUUAAUCACCACAAUGAAUGCGAAAUCAUUGGCGUGUGAUUGA